Messenger RNA from Penaeus monodon (black tiger shrimp), 695 nucleotides. Its product is annotated as peptidyl-prolyl cis-trans isomerase-like 3. Gene Ontology annotation, biological process: protein peptidyl-prolyl isomerization; protein folding. Lineage: Eukaryota; Metazoa; Arthropoda; Malacostraca; Decapoda; Penaeidae. The transcript is spliced from 5 exons. Gene Ontology annotation, cellular component: catalytic step 2 spliceosome. Bases 143 to 628 code for a protein of 161 amino acids. Gene Ontology annotation, molecular function: peptidyl-prolyl cis-trans isomerase activity. The record is from RefSeq and is a predicted model, not a curated record.
UGCAUAAAGCGGUAUAUUAGUUUAAAUAUACAAACAAGUUACGAAAAUGUAAGUAAUCCAGUAUCCGGCGACGGCAUGCGAACGCCCACGCGAACGCCGAACGUAAACAAGGCGAGUCGGUUCAAAGCUCUUCACUCCCACAAUGAGUGUGACCCUACACACAGAUGUCGGUGACCUCAAGGUUGAGCUGUUCUGUGAACAGUGUCCAAAAACUUGUGAAAAUUUCUUGGCUCUGUGUGCGUCCAAUUACUAUGAUGGCUGCCUCUUUCAUCGCAACAUAAAGGGCUUCAUGAUCCAGACAGGUGAUCCAACAGGCACAGGCAAAGGUGGACAGUCAAUAUGGGGAAAGAAAUUUGAGGAUGAAGUGAGAGACGAUUUAAAGCACUCAACAAGAGGUAUUUUGUCUAUGGCAAACAGUGGACCAAACACCAAUGGCUCACAGUUCUUCAUUAACUAUUCACCUCAACCUCACUUGGAUUUAAAAUAUACUGUAUUUGGAAAGAUCAUCGAUGGGCUGGACGUGUUGGAUGAACUAGAAAAAUUACCUGUAAAUCCUAAAAACCAUAAGCCAACAACAGAAACAAGGAUAAAUAAUAUAACAAUUCAUGCAAAUCCCAUUGCAGGAUAGUGAAGUUUUAUGUGUUUGAUGAGAGAUAUUGGAAAUGAAAUUUUAUCAAUAAAUAUGGUCAAUCUUC